AUGGCCGGGGUACAGCAACCAGCCACGACGGGCCAUAUCCAAGAGCCAACCGCGUUCUCCAUGACAGAGACUGUUAUCGAUCGAGGACACGAGCAUGAACGUUCGAGGACCAUGACGAGCGAUUUCGAAGUGAUAGUCGAGGGUGCAACGGCGACGACGCCACCUCACCACCUUCCUCCAAAGCCUCAACCUCAGCCUCGUCGGACGUUGGAUCCCAGUGCAUGUCCUCCUGUGAUACCACCAGAGCAUCCAAGUAGGACACUGGUGCUGUGCUUCGACGGGACGGGCGAUCAGUUCGAUGCGGAUAACUCGAAUAUCGUUCAGUUGGUGUCGUUGUUGAAGAAGGAUGAUAAGACGAAGCAGAUGGUGUACUACCAGACUGGAAUUGGGACGUAUACUUCACCCAAAGUCGCAACUCCGUUGAUGUCCAAGAUUCGAAAGCUCAACGAUUUCAUCUCCCAGACAUUGGACACGAUGUUUGCUUCAAGUAUUCACGCCCAUGUCAUGAGCGGGUACGAGUUCCUGAUGCAGAACUAUCAAGCUGGGGACCGAAUCAGCAUGUUUGGCUUCUCCCGAGGUGCCUAUACGGCUCGAAGUUUGGCGGGAAUGCUCCAUAAAGUCGGCCUCCUCCCAGCAGACAACUUUGAGCAGGUGCCAUUUGCGUACAAGAUGUACACCCGCACAGACCACAUCGGCUGGGAGCAAUCGAACGAAUUCAAGAAAGCCUUCUCCAUCCAUGUGGAUAUCGACUUCAUCGGUGUUUGGGAUACCGUCGAUUCGGUUGGUAUCAUCCCCAAGCGACUCCCCUUCACCACUUCCAACACCAUUGUCCGCACCUUCCGACACGCCGUCGCCCUGGACGAGAGGAGAGCCAAGUUCAAGGCGAACCUCUGGAACAGACCUACACGCGAGGAAGAGAAGCUGGGUGAUCAAAACGAAGAGUCCGUGGAGAAAGCACUAUCCAACAUGGCCUCCGAGGAAGACAUCUCCCUGCUGAAGCUUCAGACGAACGACCUACGGCUCCCCAGUCUGCCCAAGACGCCGUUCACAAGUAGGUCCUCCAAGGAGGGCUCGGCAGACGAGAAGAACGGCACAAGCGCUAGUGGUAAGAAUAGCAAGAAUGGGAAGAAGAGUAGGAACCUGAGGAAACAGGAUUCGGAUGAGAAGAUCCUCAGCACCUUCGAACGGAUGUACUCGACUUCCCAUAGCAAGGCUGUCAAGACAGACAUCGAAGAGGUUUGGUUUGCCGGGUGCCACUGUGACGUCGGCGGCGGCUCCGUCAGCAACAAAACCCGCCACUCGCUCGCCCGAAUCUCCCUCCGCUGGAUGGUGCGCGAGUGCUUCAAAGCAGGGACAGGCAUCAUGUUCAAAUCCGACCGUCUCUACGAGAUCGGGUUGGACCCUACAACCCUGUACCCCUUCGUCACACCCCGUCCACCACCUCUGCCCGUCACAGAGGAGCACAAACUCCGCAAGCACCCUGCCAAAGAGAUUCCCAUCCGGCCCCAGGCCCUGCUUACGAAGAAGAAACCGCAGAACCUCGAGGCGCUCGCGCGGGCCUCGCAGGCACCCGCUGGCCCUAUGUUCCUUGGGAGCGAGGAGGAGGAAGAGUUGCGAGAUGCGCUCUCCCCGGCUUAUGACCAGCUUAGGAUACAGAAAGCGUGGUGGGUCUUGGAGCUCAUGCCCCUUCAACUGCGGUACCAGCGGGGCGACAACCAAUGGGUCACUUACUUCGCCUCGAACUUGGCUAGGCCGAGGUUCAUCCCCAAGCAACGCACGAACGGAGUCAAAGUCCAUCGUAGCGUCAAGCUUCGGAUGGAGGCUGAGUAUGAAGAGGAGAAGAAACGGUUGAAGGGGAAGAAGUAUCAGCCCAAGGCGGUGCUCCGAGUUGAGCCCACUUGGGUCGAUUGA
Coprinopsis cinerea okayama7#130 is the source of this 1911-nucleotide messenger RNA. RefSeq lists its product as hypothetical. The transcript is spliced from 9 exons. The record is from RefSeq and is a predicted model, not a curated record. The coding region runs from base 1 to 1911 and encodes 636 amino acids. Lineage: Eukaryota; Fungi; Basidiomycota; Agaricomycetes; Agaricales; Psathyrellaceae.